AUGUUCGACCCUGCUAGCAUACAGCGCUGGAUUGAAGAAUCUCAACUGACCUGCGACGGCGACCCGCUGAAGCCCAGGAGCUUGGGCAAAGCACAAAAACGACCAUACCCAACACCCGAGCCAGAGUCAUCCAUCCUUCCCAAGCGUCGGCGUGGGGCCUGUAGAGAAUCAGUAUCAAGACCGGAAUUUAGCAACAACGUAGGAAUCUCGCACAACAUGACGGCGAGCGAUGGCGAAUUGACCGGCCCUGAUGCCGAAGCGACCCCUCGCGCAGCGCUGCCCGGCCGGCCGUCGCAAUCAGCUCCUUCAGCGCAGCGCCCUGACUUUGGCGGCGCGCCGGAGACGUUAGCAUCAGGCUCGCCACGGUCUUCGGCCGCGUCGUCAUCGUCCAUGUCUCUUAUAUCUUCGGGCUCCAAGCGAUCACGAAGAUCAGCACCAGCCAGUCCGUCGAAGCGAGCAAUGCUACGGACCAUUCCAAGCUCCAUCGACUUCCGCGCCUUCAGGGACUCAGAUAUCGACAAGGAUGCUCCGCUGGGGUUCAAGAGCCUAGUCGACCAGAUUCUUGACUUCGCUGAAGGACUGGACACAGUUCCAGCGCAGCUUAAA
This is a messenger RNA of Aureobasidium melanogenum CBS 110374, 606 nucleotides long. RefSeq lists its product as uncharacterized. The record is from RefSeq and is a predicted model, not a curated record. NCBI's taxonomy places the organism in Eukaryota, Fungi, Ascomycota, Dothideomycetes, Dothideales, Saccotheciaceae. The transcript has a single exon. The annotation marks the transcript as partial.